UGCGCAAGAUUUUACCAUUAAAUUUGUUGCUAUUUUUGUGUUUUCUUUAAAAAAAACUAUAAGAGAGUUACUGUUAGACUUUUCUAGAAGGACAGUUUACAAGAUAACCAUGAUUCGUCAGGUUAUUGUCGCAAAGACACAUCAUGUAUUUAUUGGCCGAGUAUAUUAUCUGUUUUGACUUUCAAUUUAUAGUUUAUCUCAUCUUGUGAUAUCUUAGGAAGUAUUGAUCACUAAAAGAGUUUGCAAGUUAAUAAAAGGUUGUGUGCAUCAAUGUAUUUUGUUAUUCUAAAUAAUUUUCUUCAUCUAAUAUUUCUAUACUCUUUAAGGUUAUGGCAUCAAGUAAGAAUGGAUGCAGCUUGUUGAUAAUCGGCUCGAUGAAGCCUAUUUAAUUGGGGUGCAGAAGUUUUUAGAUUAUGCUUUUAGAAGAACAGGAGAGUCGUAUGAAAUAUGAUGUCCCUGUGUCAAAUGUUGUAACACAACAUUAGGAACACGCGAGAUAGUCAAGUCACAUUUGAAAGUAUAUGGAAUAAUAAAGAAUUAUACUUUUUGGUAUCACCAUGGAGAAGUUUUAGGUGAGCCACAGUCGGAACUUGAAGAUGAAGAUGAAGAUGAUAAUGAAGCAGAAGAAUACGAGAGUGAGGAUGAAAUAGAAGAAAUUUUGAGAGAUCUAUAUCCUAAUCAUGAUAGAAGCACUGCAGAUAUUGGUUGUGAUGAUUUACUUCAAGAGGAACCGAAUGUUGAAGCCAAAAGAUUUUACAGUCUAUUGAGGGAUUUUGAGAAGCCACUAUACCAAAACUCAAAAAUUUCAAAGCUUUCCACUUUGAUUAAAUUGCUUCAUAUAAAAAGUAUGGAUCGCUAGAGCAAUGAGUCAUUUACAAUGCUAUUAAAAAUGUUAAAGGAUGAGUUGUUGCCCGAUGAAGCGGAUUUGCCAAAUUCAUAUUAUGAGGCAAAGAAAGUAAUUCGGAAUCUUGGGCUUUCCUACUAUAAGAUUGAUGCUUGUAUAAAUGAUUGCAUGUUAUACUGGAAGGAGGAUAAUUUACUUGAUUCUUGUAAAAUUUAUGGUGCAUCCAGAUGGAAAAUAAACAAACAUAGCGGGGAAGCAAAGAAUAAAAAAGACAAAAAGAUAGCAGCUAAGACUUUGUGCUAUUUUCCAUUAAAGCCUAGAGUUCAAAGGUUGUUUAUGUCUACAAAGACAUCUUCUCUAAUGACAUGGCAUCAUGAUUAAAGAGUUGAUGAUAGAAUAAUGAGGCACCCAGCUGAUUUAACGGCUUGGAAAUCAUUUGAUGAACUUCAUCCCUCAUUUGUGGCCGAGCCUCGUAAUGUUCGACUUGGACUUGCUAGUGAUGGAUUUCAGCCAUUUCGCAAUUCAAAAACCUCAUAUAGCAUUUGGCCGGUGGUACUUAUUCCUUAUAAUUUACCACCUUGGUUGUAUAUGAAACAAGAAAAUUUUAUUAUGUCAAUGCUUAUUCCUGGUCCAGAUAGUCCAGGAGAUGCAAUUGACAUAUAUCUUCAACCUUUGAUAGAGGAACUAAAUGAGUUAUGGGAAAUUGGUGUUGAGACCUUUGAUGUAUCUACUAGACAGAAUUUUAAGUUGCAUGCUUCUUUGUUAUGGACCAUUAAUGACUUUUCAGCAUAUGGAAAUUUAUCUGGAUGGAGUACAAAAGAAAAAUUGGCAGGCCCAUGUUGCAAUAAAGAUACUUUCUCAAUUAGAUUGACUAAUAGUAAGAAACAUUAUUUUAUGGGUCAUCGACGAUAUCUUCCUCUUAAUCACAGAUGGAGGAAUGAUAAGGAGUCAUUUGAUGGCACAAAAGAGCGACGACUCCCACCAAAAAUACGUUCUGGUAUUGAAAUACUUAAUCAAGUGCGGGAUCUUGAAGGGCUACAUCUAACGAAGGAUCCAAAGAAAAAGAUCAAAAUAUCACAUGAGAAUCGAAAGGAUAAUUGGAAUAAGAGAAGUAUUUUUUUUGAACUUCCCUACUGGAAAUCUUUGUUGUUGCGGCAUAAUUUGGACGUUAUGCAUAUUGAGAAAAAUAUAUGUGAUAAUAUUUUGGGGACGAUCAUGAAUGCCAAAGGAAAGACCAAGGACACCAUUAAUGCUCGGCUAGAUUUGCAAGAAAUGAACAUUUGGCGGGAACUGCACCCCAUCAAAAAGGGAGAAAAGUACGAAGUUCCAACUGCAAGUUAUACAUUAUCUCCCCAAGAAAAGCACAAGUUAUGCCUCUUUUUAAAGAAUUUAAAGGUUUCAGAUGGAUUUUCAUCUAAUAUUUCUCAAUGUGUGAACUUGAAAGAACACAAGAUUUCUGGCUUAAAGAGUCAUGAUUGCCAUGUUCUUUUGUAACAUUUACUCCCUCUUGCACUACGUGGUAUGUUGUCCAAAGAUGUAUGUGAACCACUUAUUGAGUUGUCUUUAUUUUUUCAAUAUGCUUGGAGCUAAGGUGUUAAGGAUGGAUGACUUGGAACGAAUUGCAGCUCAGAUUCCUAUAACUCUUUGCAAGUUAGAAAAAGUCUUCCCUCCUUCAUUUUUUGAUGUCAUGGUACACUUGCCUAUUCAUUUGGCUAAUGAAGCUAUGCUUGCUGGACCUAUUCAAUAUCGGUGGAUGUAUCCUAUAGAGCGAUGGUUAUAUUUUUUAAAAUCUCUUAUUGGUAAUAGGGCUUGUCCAGAAGGCUCUAUCGCAGAGGGGUACCUUGCAAAUGAAUGUAUGACCUUGUGUUCAAUCUAUUUAUAACAUUUCAAUCUAAUAUUGUUACUUUAAUAUAGGCGAGAAGCCAUAGGAACGCAGCAAAUAGAGCUAAGCUAAAGAUGCUUCAUCAUAUUGGUAGCAAGCCAAUUAGAGAAAUUAUUUAUCAAAAGGGAGGAAAAGAUGGCAACCCACCAGAUUUGGCAACUAUUUUCUUUGAGACUCGCAAGAAGAAUAACACACUUGUUGAUUUUGAAACAAUUGAGAAACAUGUGCAUUUGGUUAAUUGAACAUCUACCUUACUUUUAGUUAGCAUGUGUUCUGACAAACUCUUUAUAUACUUUUCAGGCUCAAAUCCGAGAAUUGGUGAUGUCUGAACCGUCUCUUCCAAGCAUAGAGAUUGUAGAAAAAUGCUUUGGACCUCAAACUCGCAGCCAUAUAUUUGGUUAUGGAGGUGGAGUAAAAGCAAAAGAUCUGAAAGGUGGCGCUUCUUCAAAGGCUGAACUAAUAUCUGAGUUACGUUCGACUCGAGAAGAAAACAAAUCUUUGAAGGAUCGUGUGUCUACAUUAGAAAGUGAGAUGAAAGAUUUGAAGAAACUAGUAUUGGCUCAACACUCCAAUGUCCAGCCUCCGACAUCGACCGUUUCAGGAGAAUGAUCAUCUGAUUAACAUACCAACCUAUUUUACAAUGAUGGUUUAUGUUUGUAAUUUGGGCACUUAUUCAGGUUUUUGAGAGUAUAACUUACAAGUCAAGAUGCAGCUUAGAAGAUGACUAUCGUUUUGCUAGGAUAUUAUUGCAAAAAAUAGUAUUAUAUUUCUAAUCUAGGGAUAUUAAUUAUGUGUUUUUGCU
Nicotiana attenuata is the source of this 3528-nucleotide messenger RNA. RefSeq lists its product as uncharacterized. The coding region runs from base 1244 to 2338 and encodes 364 amino acids. Lineage: Eukaryota; Viridiplantae; Streptophyta; Magnoliopsida; Solanales; Solanaceae. The record is from RefSeq and is a predicted model, not a curated record. The transcript has 4 exons.